CCGACUCCAGAAGAGGAGCUGGCCGUGAAGUGGAACUUAGAGAUCGACGCCUAGGACGCUUCACCAAACGCCGCCGUGCCAGGCAGGUCCCGGUAGAGACGCUAAGCUCCGGGGUCUCCAGCUGGCCGGCGGCGGCAUGUGGCUACCGCGCGUGUCCAGUACUGCAGUGAUGGCGCUGCUGCUGGCUCAGACUUUCCUCCUGCUCUUUCUGGUCUCGCGGCCGGGAUCAAGGUCACCUGCGGGUGGCGGUGAUGAGGAGCGCGUGCAUGUGCUGGUGUUGUCCUCGUGGCGCUCGGGCUCGUCUUUCGUGGGUCAGCUCUUCAGCCAGCACCCGGACGUCUUCUACCUGAUGGAGCCCGCGUGGCACGUGUGGGCCGCCCUGUCACAAGGCAGCGCACCAGUGCUGCACAUGGCCGUGCGCGACCUGGUGCGCUCUGUCUUCCUGUGCGACAUGGACGUCUUUGAUGCCUACCUGCCAUGGCGCCGCAACCUGUCAGACCUCUUCCAGUGGGCGGUGAGCCGCGCGCUGUGCUCACCGCCUGCCUGCGAUGCCUUCCCGCGCGGAGCCAUCAGCAGCGAGGCAGUGUGCAAGCCACUGUGUGCGCGGCGGCCCUUUAACCUGGUGAGUGAGGCCUGCCGCUCCUACAGCCACGUGGUGCUCAAGGAGGUGCGCUUUUUCAACCUGCAAGUGCUCUACCCACUGCUCAACGACCCCGCACUCAACCUGCGCAUUGUGCACUUGGUGCGCGAUCCGCGCGCCGUGCUGCGCUCCCGCGAGCAGACGGCCAAGGCACUAGCGCGUGACAAUGGCAUCGUACUAGGCACCAAUGGCACAUGGGUGGAGGCCGACCCGGGCCUGCGCGUGGUGCGCGAGGUGUGCCGCAGCCACGUGCGCAUCGCCGAGGCCGCCAUGCACAAACCGCCGCCCUUCCUGCGCGGCCGCUACCGCCUAGUGCGCUAUGAGGACCUGGCGCGGGAGCCUCUGGCCGAGAUCCGCGCGCUCUACGCCUUCACGGGCCUGAAUCUCACGCCACAGCUCGAGGCCUGGAUCCACAACAUCACGCACGGCUCGGGGCCCGGCGCGCGUCGCGAGGCCUUCAAAACCAGCUCCAGGGACGCGCUCAACGUCUCGCAGGCCUGGCGCCACGCACUGCCCUUCACCAAGAUCCGCCGCGUGCAGGAGCUGUGCGCCGGUGCCCUGCAACUGCUGGGCUACCGGACCGUGUUCUCUGAGGAGGAGCAGCGCGACCUCGCCCUGGACCUGGUGCUGCCGCGCGGCCCGAGCAGCUUCAGCUGGGCCUCGUCCACCGCUGCGCAUCCCCAGCCCUAGUGCAGGGCCCCAGCGCCGCGCUGGCCAAGGACUGGGAGACAGGUGUGAGGCGCAGAGGUGAAACUGGUCGGUGCCCAGGGGUUCAUCUGUCCUGUGGUAGGAAGGGACUGAGGCCCCAAACACCACGUUUCUUUCUCCGCAACAGCGUGGCUUGGCUUUGUGCCCUGCGGGAGCUGGAGACCCAGCAGGUGCACCCUUCAUGGAAAGCGAAGCACAGGAAGUGUUUUGGCUUCUACUCCAUUACUUUAUUUUCUCUUGCCCCUGGGGACGUGUCUUGCGCAAGCUGAGAAGAGUGGCCCUUGUGCUGUGGGGCUGGGAAGGAAAAUGCUCUGUGGUGGACCGGCCGGCUCCUGAAGUUUGUAGGUCUCUCGUGUGGGCACACACACACACAC
Messenger RNA from Ochotona princeps (American pika), 1722 nucleotides. It is a transcript of the gene CHST6, whose product is annotated as carbohydrate sulfotransferase 6. The record is from RefSeq and is a predicted model, not a curated record. The coding region runs from base 137 to 1330 and encodes 397 amino acids. Lineage: Eukaryota; Metazoa; Chordata; Mammalia; Lagomorpha; Ochotonidae. Gene Ontology annotation, cellular component: Golgi membrane. Gene Ontology annotation, biological process: keratan sulfate proteoglycan biosynthetic process; N-acetylglucosamine metabolic process; carbohydrate metabolic process. Gene Ontology annotation, molecular function: N-acetylglucosamine 6-O-sulfotransferase activity. The transcript has 2 exons.